Ornithodoros turicata is the source of this 1512-nucleotide messenger RNA. RefSeq lists its product as uncharacterized. The record is from RefSeq and is a predicted model, not a curated record. NCBI's taxonomy places the organism in Eukaryota, Metazoa, Arthropoda, Arachnida, Ixodida, Argasidae. The coding region runs from base 1 to 1512 and encodes 503 amino acids. The transcript is spliced from 3 exons.
AUGAGUGCACCCCUUGUCGGAAGACUUGAUGCCUUCGAUGAAAACGUCGAGAGCUGGACCUCCUACGUUGAACGUGUAGAGGAGUAUUUUGUCCUCAACAAUCUUCAAGAAGACAAGAAAGUGGCAGCGCUUAUAACCAGCAUGGGAGCGAAAACAUAUAACACUCUCCGCAAAUUGACAUGCCCAAAGAAGCCUUCGGAGUUAAAGUUCAACGAGAUCAAAAAGUACCUCACGGACUAUUUCUCUCCGACGCCGUUGGAAAUGUCAGAGCGGCAUCGUUUCUACAAUCGUCUUCAAGGACAGUCCGAAUCAGCAACGCAUGCUCACCAUGAAGGAUUUGACCUUGACAAAGGCGCUUCAAGAAGCGGUGUCAUCCGCAUCCUCGGUUACCUGAGGAGGACUGGCGUAGACACAGUUCAAGUAAAAUUUCGAGAGAAAUGUUCAAGGCUCCAACUCUAUGUUGCAAGAAUCCCAGGACCAGCACUGUUUGGCCGAGAGUGGAUUCAAGAAUUCAAGUUGCUUGAAGAAACAAAUGGAAUCUUCAAGACACCGACUGCAACGACAGCUUCUCAAGAAGAAGUAAAAACUAAGCUGAACCAGAUUCUAGAAACUCACAAGGUCGCAUUUGAAGACUCCAUCGGGAAGUUGAAUGGAAUCAAGGCAUCCUUAAACCUGAAGGAAAAUGUUCAGCCCGAGUUCCUUCGUGCUCGUCAAGUUCCAUACAUACUCAAGGAAAAAGUCUUUGCCGCAUUGGACCGACUAGAAUCGGAAGGUAUUCUGACCAAAGUCAAUGUCACUGAAUGGGCUACUCCCAUAGUUCCUGUAGUAAAGCCCAAUGGGACAGUCAGGAUAUGUGGAGAUUUCAAGAGCACCAUCAAUCAACACUUAGUCGUGGAUCAGUAUCCUCUACCACUGGUUGAGGACAUUUUCGCGAAGUUAUCUGGUGGUCAGAUAUAUACAAAAAUUGAUCUCCGGCAAGCAUUCCUUCAAAUGGAAGUGGAUGAGAAGUCCAAGCACUUGCUAACUAUCCAUACAGAAAAGGGACUCUUCCGGUAUAACAGGAUGGUGUUUGCUAUUGCUCCCGCACCUGCGAUCUGGCAACGCACCAUCGAACAAGUUCUACAGGGUGUUCCUAUGACACAUGCAACGCAAGACGACAUAGUAGUGAGUGGUACUACUGAAGAGGAUCAUCUCGAAAAUCUUUCGAAAGUCCUCAUGCGCCUGGAAUCGUUUGGUCUAAAAGCUAACCUGCAGAAGUGCUCCUUCUUCCAGGACAGCAUUGUGUACUGCGGAUACAAGAUCAGCAGCGAAGGUUUACACAAGACCCAAGACAAGAUCCGUGCAGUACUUGAAGCUCCAGCACCACAAAACGUCAGUCAGCUGCGUUCCUUUCUUGGGCUAAUCAACCACUCGGAAAAUUUAUACCGGACAGCGACCUUUGCACGCACUUUUGGAAAAAUCUGCGAAGUGGAAGUGGACAAAAGGCUGCAAAGUAACCUUCCAAAAAGCUAA